AUGGGCAACAAGAGUAGUCGUGUGAGUUCACCGCUGCAAGCGAGAUCGUACUCGCGACCGUCUCCUUGCGGCCGUCCAUCGGGGUCUCUCUACUCAACUUCAGCAGUGUCUCGUACCAAGGACCCAAACUACGGUGCUCCCAGCCCCGCCGAGCGCGGUAUGCUGUACUGUAAGACCAAAAACACGACCCCGGCUCCAUCACCCUCUACGAUGUACGGCAAGAAGUCCAAGACCAACACGAAGGCUGCCCCGACACCAACCUCACUGUAUUCCAAGCCGUCGGCAGCCUCCACGCCCACACCGACGCCGACGUCUCUAUACUCAAAGAAGUCCAAGGGAUUUCUGACGCGGGGCUCUUCACGAUCGUCCAUGUCGCGAUCGAGAAUGUCAUUAUCUGGUACUUCGUUCGGACAGCCGUCACCUUUCGCAAUAUCAGGAGCCUCUGCCAGCUCCGCGCAUUCGCGGUCGACGGUGGUGGCCAAUGGUUCACUGCAGACGCCGAUGACCUCGUGUGUUAAGUGCCGGAUGCCGUUCGGAAACUCCACUGCCGCCUUCUGCCGGGACUGUGGCCACCCACGACCGACUGGUACCGUCGCAACAGCGCAGCGAGUGAGCGAGGGACGCGACUCGUUCGGAAAGCAAGCUGUUGCGUUUUAG
Messenger RNA from Phytophthora nicotianae INRA-310, 657 nucleotides. RefSeq lists its product as hypothetical. Bases 1 to 657 code for a protein of 218 amino acids. The record is from RefSeq and is a predicted model, not a curated record. The transcript has a single exon. Lineage: Eukaryota; Oomycota; Peronosporomycetes; Peronosporales; Peronosporaceae.